Cimex lectularius (bed bug) is the source of this 2380-nucleotide messenger RNA. RefSeq names its product putative methyltransferase NSUN7. The transcript is spliced from 11 exons. Lineage: Eukaryota; Metazoa; Arthropoda; Insecta; Hemiptera; Cimicidae. The record is from RefSeq and is a predicted model, not a curated record. Bases 136 to 2319 code for a protein of 727 amino acids.
CUCGGUAUCGUGCUACCCAGCAAUUCAACUUGGCGAAAUGACAACUACUUUCGAUUAGUGGAGCUUCAUCGUCGGGGUGGAAUCAACUUACCCACGUAAUUCUUACUCCAUUUAUACCUAGGCCCUCCUGGGGAAAUGUCCGGGCCCGCGCCACAUUUUAAGUUUGAUUUACGACUCCCCAGUAGCAACAACUGGAAGUCGCUUGUUUACAGCACGGAGUUAGUUAGGUACAAACAGUUUCUCUACAAAAACGAGCGUUCAGCUUUUAUACACACGAAGUACAAACAUAUCACUUCAUCUGGUGAACAAGAUGAAGCACAACCAACGUGUGUCAAACAGCCCAAGUUGGAAUCAGAGAUUAAUUCAGACACCGCACUUCCAAUAACUUGGACCCGUGAAGAUUUAAUUUUCACCAGCCAAUUACUCACUCUUUCUGAAAAGAACUUGGUGGCUCAUGCUUUAAUAGGGAAAAACCAAGAGCAGCUAAGGAGGGUUUACACAUUAGCAUUCGACAUUUUGCGCUUUAAGCCUAUACUGCAAGAAGCAUUAGAGGAUAUUGAGUUCUUUAAAACUUACCCACAGUUUGGUCUGUAUCCUUGGAAAGUAUGGGUAAUAGUUUUUGAUUUAUACAGAAGAGAUUUUUUACUAAGAGACACUAUGGAGUCUUCUUUGGAAGUGUUGUUUAAUAAAGAAAACUUGAGUGAAAUUGAAUUUGCACUCUGGAUCAAUAAAGUUCAACUGGCAGCUGCUAUAUCCCGAUUAAGAAUAAAGAACAGAGCUCACAUACUAGAAGACAUGCUACCGCCUCACUUGCAGAUCACGCACAAAAUUUCAAAUGGGCCGGUUAUCGGAGGGUGGAUAAAUACUUUUAAAAUUGAGAAAUCUGCUUUUUUCAAAUGUUUGGAAACAGAACUGAAGGAUGACAGUGACCAAGAUCCAAAUGACAAUUUCAUAAAAGACCAUAUCGUGCCAAGAUACAUUCACUGCUAUAACAAAAACAGAGAAAAUAUUUUAAAUCCCGACCUAGUUACAAAAAAACAUUUCAUAAUUCAAGAUAAAUCUCUGUGCCUUGGAGCUGUGAUGUUCUUAAAGGUAAUGGAGAAAUUAGAGCUAUGUGGCUCUGUGGCUCAGACGCACAUUAUAACUCCACCUUCAACUGCCUUUUUUGCUUCCAUGAUCGCCAACAAUCCAAAUAUCGAUCAGCUAUUAAUCUUUAGCACCGGACAAAAGAAAACUGAAUAUGAGAAAUAUUUCCAUGAUAUCGGGGCUUUCAAUGUGUCAAUUUUUUCAGAAGAAUUUGCGAGUAUAUCUCCAGAAAAUCGAGUAUUGCACAAUGUUAUUGCUGUGAUGGCAUGCCCGCCUAGUUCGAACACCUCUAUUACUAACCCGGUUGAUGUGGCUAUUUCAAGAGGGGGUGAUUUUACUGUGAUGUAUGCCCUGACUGAACAUUACAAGAAUGAAAAGAUCAAUGAAAACAUACUAAAUGUUCAAAGAAAUACGCUCCUUAAGGCAAUGUCUAUGCCACAAAUACAAGCUGUUUUGUAUGAAACGCAGUCGAGAUCACUCACUGAGAAUAAUGAAAUGGUUAGUGAUGCGGUGAAUGAAAUUAAUCAAUGGGCAGCUGACAAACACUACGAAGAAAAUCAAGGCCAACACAUUGAAAACGUCAACCCUCAAGAAGCACCAGAAACCGAUGAAUCGUCAGAACCCCAGAUUUCCGAAGAAAUCAUUGUACAGGUACCACUUUGUGAUCUUUAUGAAGUAUCAUGCCUACCCGACAUUUGUCCUGAUGAGGGGGAGUGUCUUCAGCUCGGCAGUGAAGGCAUCUACUUGGCCUUACUUAAAAGAAAGGAAGUGACACGUUUGGACCCGACAUAUAUGAUUAAUAUGGCAGAGGCAAGAGGACUCUUUGGAAGGCAGGGAGAUUCAACAAAUGUCAAAUUAACUAAGAAAAAGGCUGCCAGAGCGUUUUCAUUUUCUCUAAAGGAAACCAAACUGAGGCCAAAGGUGGAAAUCGACAAAUUAGCUGCUCCUACUUUUGAAUCGAAACAUAAGGAUAUAAAAGUUGAUCAGAAGCUACUAAUAUGUGAAAGGCACUACAACCAUUUUAACACAGAACCGUCGAGUCCUCCUCUAGCUAGAGUUUGGUGGAAAACUCUUCUCCUCCAUAUCAAAAAAUAUUUACAUUGUAAAAAUAAAUUCCCAAAACUUCAAUUAAAUCGGCCAAUAAAAGUGACAAAGCAGGUCCCAGUUAAAUUAACUUUUCCUACUAGAAUAACGACAAUCGACUUUUGUACAGCUAUGGAGUAUAUAGAAUAAUCAAAAAUGUAUAUAGUUUAUACUAUAUUUUUAUGAAAUGCAUAUUAGCUAUUUUCUUAAA